AUAUACAUCCAUGUGAAGGAGGAUCCUAUAAACCUGCACUUCGUGUAGUACAUUACAUUAAGGCUGUAAGGCUAAAGCAGAAAUUUCAUUAAAAAUUUCCUUAAAAAUAUGAGUCGUUUAGGAGCUGAACUGACCUUAGAACAGGUCGAUGAUUGGUUCAGAAUUGGAAGAGCAGUCCCCAAAGUUCAGACGGUCCCUCGGAGCAAAUCUGGAGGGAGAGAGUUGAAUCAGAACAUGCAACCUAUAGUGAAACCAGCGCGUCCAUAUGUACCGCGGUAUAAAAGACACACAAGAGAAGGCAACCCAUAUCAAACACAAUAUGCCAAACAUUAUCAGGAUGUAGAAAACAGCCAGUUAAUCAGUGGUGGGGUGUGUACUAGUACUGACCAGUCUCUCGGCAGAGAUUCUGAUACUUCACAUCAGCUGGAUUUAGAAGGUAUAAGUGACACCAUGAGUACAGUGAGUUUCUUGCCAGAAGAACCUCCAAAUUCCACUGCUGUGUAUAGAAAUUACAACUUUGAGCACACAUAUGAUAAGAAUCUACCUAUUACACACUAUCAUGAAGAUGUUGUGGAUACCAUUGAAAGCAACAGAGUGACCGUCAUCCAAGGAUCUACAGGUUCUGGCAAAACAACCCAAGUGCCACAGUACAUUCUGGAUCACUAUGCACAAGCUGGGAAGUACUGUAAUAUUGUUGUCACUCAGCCAAGGAGGAUAGCAGCAAUGAGCAUUGCUAGGAGGGUGUGUCAGGAGAGGGGCUGGAGAUUAGGCAGUGUGGUGGGAUAUCAG
Messenger RNA from Lingula anatina, 789 nucleotides. Its product is annotated as ATP-dependent RNA helicase TDRD9. Lineage: Eukaryota; Metazoa; Brachiopoda; Lingulata; Lingulida; Lingulidae. Gene Ontology annotation, cellular component: intracellular anatomical structure. Gene Ontology annotation, molecular function: ATP binding; RNA binding; helicase activity. The record is from RefSeq and is a predicted model, not a curated record.